AAGCAUCUUCCAACUUCACUCUACCCAUCUCUACGCAAUCCAUAACAAUAUGCCGACCCAUCUUUCUGCCGAGCAAAAGAGCGCCAAAAUGAGUGAGGAGCGCGCUUUUUUGACCAAACUACUGGAGGCGGCCCUGAAGGGUGAUUUCGAAGGUCUCGAAACAUCCGUCAAAGGUUAUUGUCGGCAACACGACAACGUGCAUCCGUCCGAGGUACUGUUGCAGUUUAAAGAUGGCAAAAAACGUACUGCAAUGCAUUUCGCUUGUCAGAGUUUACCCAGUAGUCGAAACAGUAAGCAGGUAGCCCCUGAUCAAGAUAUUGUUUACCGCAUAUUGCAUUCGUCUUGGUUACAGGAGAGUGCUCGGCAAAAGCUUAUCCGUUUCAAAGACGUGGAGGGCCUGACACCGCUAAUGUUAGCGGUACAAGUUGGUGAUCCGAAGCUUGCUGAGCAACGCGCUGCUAUUUUGCUAGAAGUUGGUGAUCUCUCGGACUCAUCAUGUUUGUCCGAGGCGAAGCCAUUGUCAAAGUUGGGCUUGGCACGAUCGAAGGCUGGUGCCACGGCGCUGCACUACGCUGCAGGGUCCGGGGCAUCCUCUACUGCCAUUAAGUUGAUAUACGAAAGGGGUCACGUCGCACUGAAAACGUCUAGCUUACAGGGUGGGACACCAUUGCAUUGGGCCUGUGCUGUUCCUCCUUCCAAGGACUUCCGAGAAACCAUUAAAGCAUGUCUAGAUUGCGGAGCGGAUUUGAACUCUUCUUCCACCAGUAACGACAGCGUCUCAGUGAUUCCGCCGCCACUUGUCAUGGCUAUUGCUGCAGGAAACGAUGCUCACGCAAAAUGUCUAUUACAAGAAUCGAAGCUGAGAUCUAUCGAUUUGAUGCCGACCCUGUCUUUUGCACUUCCAGGCGGGGUCAACGUUUUUCACAUGGCUGCGGAUAUGAAUCUUGUGGGUACGCUUGCGCUCCUUUUGGAACUAAGCCGUAAUCCGGAUUACUUGGAAAAGCAAGAUGCUGAAGGCUUGACACCACUGGAAUUGGCGGCGAAAGAAGAUCACUUGGGAUGUGUUCUCUUGUUACUUCCAAGUCCGGAGAUUGCAACGGAAAAAGACGCUAGACUCUACAUUGAUCAAUUCAAACUGUGA
Phaeodactylum tricornutum CCAP 1055/1 is the source of this 1141-nucleotide messenger RNA. RefSeq lists its product with no specific name. Gene Ontology annotation, molecular function: protein binding. The record is from RefSeq and is a predicted model, not a curated record. The transcript has 2 exons. Bases 50 to 1141 code for a protein of 363 amino acids. Lineage: Eukaryota; Bacillariophyta; Bacillariophyceae; Surirellales; Neidiaceae.